AUGCUUUCGAUCGUACGAUACGUUCGCCGACGUCUUCGCCGAGAGACCACUCGAUUCCGUCGGACUUUGGUUUUCAUGCGUUUCUAUAUUCGUAGAAUAUUCCUAUGCCUAAUGGCGGCAAUACUCGGCUAUCAAUUAUUUAACAUUUCUGUCGAGUAUUUUGCGUACAAAACGGUUACCGUAUUUGAAGUGAUGGACAACUCGCAGGACUCUCACAUCCCGGUCAUAACCGACCGUCCGAUUACUGCGACCGUCCAAACAAACAUAUCCUAUGGCGACGACACGGCUACUGACCAGCACUGGUCGGGCGUUGAUAUCUCUACGUUAGAGCGAUUUGUAAUGCUAUCACAUAUAAAACACGGCAGUCUAUACAUAUCGCACAGUGUAAUUACCGAUCGGCACAAUAUGACCGGCGGUACGCCGGGUGUCAAUAGUCGGUCCCAAUCGGUAAUGGAUAAGCCGUUUGCCGUUAUUCAUCAGUCGAUAUAUGCGCUCAAUAAUGAACUGAAGUUUGUAUUGUUUCACUUCCAUUCGGUGGUGGACUUCGAGCAUUUGUUUAACACAGAGACUGAACUGUCGGGCGCUAACCUAACAUUUAUUGUCACAAAAACAAUGCGCCGACAGUUACCCGCGCCGUACAGCCGGUGCAGUCACUACGGCUCAGACCCGGCGACCGGUGCCGAGGGGUCGGGCAGUGGACAACCGUUUUGGGCGAUAUCUCACUGGCAUUGUAUGCGGAGGUGUCGACUCGAUUACGCCCGCAAAGUGCAUAAUACCGGUUGCCGUAUAUAUCGUGUCGACGAUAUAUUACACGAAUUAGAUUUUGACCAUCACGUGGGCGAAGGAGAGUGUCGUGUGGACAAGACUAUGCCCGCCAGUAACGGACUUAUUCCUUAUGUGUUAAUGCCUUUAAAUAGUUCUGAAGUUUCGAUCCAUUGUCUGUCGUAUUGUCCGCCCGAUUGUCUGGCAAUCGAUUAUCGCUCGCGUGUUGUCAACGAUAACAAGGAUUACAUUCAAAAGGUCUGGUAUAGAGUCGACAGACCGGAGGACUGGUAUUCAGAGAAACGUUUGGUUUGGGACUCAACUCAACCGAUGUAUGUCUAUAAAGAUGAGCCCAUUAUGUCAUUCCCGGCGUACAUGUCAUACAUCGGCGGACUCUUUGGCCUCUGGUUUGGCACUAAUGGCCAGCAAUUGAUUGUCGCCUCAAAAGUGAUUUCCGAUGAUUUCAAUCACGAUUUCAGCGACUGUUGUGUCAAAGAAGGCAUUCCUUCGAUAUGUAACGGAUUUUGUAAUUUUAAAGGAUUACUAACGCAAACACCGAAAGCGCAUAUAUUUGCCAUUUGCUACAGUCAUAUGACACAACUCGUCAAAUGUCUAACCGAUGGCCGCAAUCACAUCCCGUGCUGUGAGCGCCAGAAUAUUCCGCGCGUGUGUCACGGCUCGUGUGCCGGCAAGUAUACGCUGACGACCGCUCUUCAGCACGUGAUUUGUUUGGAUUACGCGACGCCCACUCUAUCGUGCAUUGCGGACGGCAUACAGACAUUGCCGCCCCCACCCCGCGAGGUCACCGCUGAACCUAUCAGUACUUCGCAGGACUGGUCUCUCGCCAAGAAAAGCGAAAUAUCAAAACUGAUGAAACAAAUCCAAGGAAUUAACACUAAUCUAAAGACAUUCAAAAUCGAUGGCAACGCCACUGAGUUUACGAUAAAUGACUUAAAAGAGUCGACAAUGUAUGAGAUCUCCAUUAUGUCUAUCAAUAAAAAUCCGUGUUCACAACAUUGGUUACUAUAUGCUCAACAAAGAAAUCGCGCAAAUCUUCGCAAAUGUUGUGCAGAAAACGGAUUGAAUUCAGAGUUUUGUUUAAAUGUUUUGUGCGAUUCAUCCAAAGCCGAAGAGUCGACGGUCGGAGACAUUAGCUUUUGUGCCCAAUUCUCUAACAUUACAUUCAAGUGUUUGGCACCCGAUUAUGAUAUAAGUGAUUGCUGCGAAGAGCGGGGAGUUUCACAAUUUUGCAAACAUUUUUGUACGGGAAAAGUGUCCAAAACUGAUUUCCGUUACUUUGUUUGUCUUCAUUAUAUUCCCGCCUAUUCUUCGUGUAUAUUAGAGUCGAAAGGCCUUCUGCCGACUGAACCCCGAUCUAUAGUCAUAGCGAGUAAACAUCAGGACUGGGCUCUCGUCAAGUGGUCACCGCCUGUCAAGUUGUCUGAAACUAUAACCAAAUACAACAUUCAUAUAAGAGAAUUAGAUCCAGAGAUUGAAGAGGGCUAUUAUAUAGAGCCGGCUAUUCGUUCCCCUUAUCUCAUCGAUGGACUAAAGCCGGGAAUUAAAUAUGAAAUAUAUUUAACAGCCAUUAACAGACACGGCAUAAGUCGGAGCUCUUCGAGAGUUAUAUUUAAGACCAAAGAACCGGAAUCUAACGAAGACAUUGAAUUACAACAAUCGGAUGCCACGACUGGCUAUAACGAGACCGCCUGCUGUCAAAGGGCUACCAUUCCGGACAUCUGUUUGCCGUUAUGUAGCUAUCAUAUGAAAAUCAACGACGGCUUACAGUUGGGCGCCCUUUGCGCCGAUCACCGGACCAUAAGAACAAUGGUUAGGUGUCUGACGGGAGGCAGAGAUCACAGAUCGUGUUGUGAGCGGCGAGGGGUAGAAGAGGGCUGUUUGGAUGUCUGUAUGGGUGUUAUAAACGAGUCGCCGUUCGUUGUCGGCGCCAAAUGCUCGCAAUAUAGCGGCCGUAUAUUGCAAUGCAUGGUUGAGGGCGCAGACACUUUGCCCGAUGACAUCCGUCUCCGACAACACCAACACAUCGCUUAUCAAUUGAUUUAUUCACCCAUUCAUACAGAGAUACCUCCGCAUCCAUAUCAAGACACAUACUCUAUACGUCUGAACGUAAGCGACACGAAGACUGUGUUAUCGGAUCUAAAGCCGGACACGCGAUACAGCAUUUAUGUGUUGGCCGUCAACCCAUACGGCUCUUCAAUGCCUUCGUUAGUGCUUUUGAUUAAUACUAAAUCAGAGGACGAAAAAGACUCGCAAGAAGUGAUUCGUUCACAAUUAGGUCCUCCGCAUAGCAUUCAAAUUAUACAACAGACCACUGAUUCCCUAUCAUUCAAAUGGUUACCGCCUUAUUAUAUGCCGCCCGACGUCUCGCUUAUAUACGAGGUUUACUUUAAAAGAGUGUCUAAUAUAUCGGGUGAACCGCAAAUGGAUUGGAAUAUAACCGAUACUUACGUUAAUCUCAUUGAUAUAAAUGGUUUGACAUAUAAUACUUUGUAUGCGAUGGCAGUGAAAGCCAAGACAGACGUCGGUCUGAAGAGUGUUAUGUCUGAGACAGUGCUCGCGUGGACCGAUCCGUCCACUCCUCUCAUACUUAAUGCACCCAAAUUAGAGCCGUCCGGACCUGUAGUCGAGGGGGAGAUGCUUACCGUCCGGUGCGAUACCAUUGGGAAUCCCAUUCCUACCAUAAGUCUCUAUAUUAAUGGCAUAUUAACCAAAACUGAAGAAACCCGACAUUUGAUCUACAAAUUAGAUUAUAUUCAGAGAAAUCUUACUUCAAUCUCAUGUCAGGCAACAAACGCGGAAACGCUUAAUAAUCAAUCGAUUUUUCCGGCACAAAGUCAUAUAGAAGUGAGAGUCAGAUUUGCGCCGACAAUAAAAAUAGACAAUAAGUUGAAUACAGGGGCCAAAUAUGGCACAACUCAACUGAAAUGUGAAUAUUCUGGUAAUCCUCAGCCAAAAGUCCAAUUCUUUAGAGAUCUAAGGAAUAAAGCGGAACUUAAGAGUGGAGGGAAUAUACAAAUCGAAGUAAUACCUCAUUCAACGAAACCUUCGACUUGGAUCUCAACGUUUACUCUCAAACGGGUCACUGAAUCAGAUGCCGGACAAUAUCUAUGCAUCGCUCAGAAUGAAUACGGAAGAGAAACCGCUAUUAUUAAUCUCAAAGUGGAUGAACACAAGACAACGUAUCGCAAUACCAGUGCGUGUUGUAAAUCUGAAGGCGUGUCCGAAAACUGUUUGGCAUUUUGUAAAUUGGAUAUCGAUUUCAACGCUGUCCUCAAUAGACCCCAAUGUUUCAGUGAAUUAAACAAAUUCAUGUAUUGCGCGGCCGAUGGCAGUGAUCACAGAGAGUGCUGUCUUCGUCGAGAUGUGGCCCGCGAUUGUCUCCAUUGGUGCGCCGGAUAUAAAGUAAGCAAACCGUCGCUGUGUUUGCUGUCAUCGGUUCGCGAUAUCAUCAGUUGCUUCAAAGAAGGCAAUUCAUUGUUGCCAUCGAUGCCAACCAAUGUCCGAUUCAGAGAGCUUUUAUCCGAUAACCGACUGAUCAUUAGUUGGGAUAAACCGGAUAAGAACGCAGAGGCCGUCCAGUGGUAUAACGUGUAUUGGAAACGCGUCGGCUCUAAGGACUUGGACUCCGACCGAACUGAACAACAAUACUAUGAAUUACGUAAUUUGGAUCCAUUGGAAACCUAUGAAUUCCUGGUCAAGAGUUCCAACUAUUACGGCACCAGCGCUUUGGCCGAUCCGUUGGUCAUUAAUUUGGCACAAAUCGAGGCACAAACCGAAGCCGUCAAUCAAUCGAUGCUUAAGAUACUGAUGGCAUCGUUCAUAACACUACUCAUUAUGAUAACAAUAGGCACUGUUGGCUAUCAGAUCUUCAAGAACUCCCAUUUGUAUUUGUUUAAGUCCAGAUUACUGAAAGCCAAACCGCAAAGCAAGCGUUUGGUCCCUAUACAGUUGCUGAGCGAGGUUGAAGUGCUGUUAUAA
Molecule: messenger RNA, 4761 nt
Organism: Medioppia subpectinata
Lineage: Eukaryota; Metazoa; Arthropoda; Arachnida; Sarcoptiformes; Oppiidae
Source: the annotation of a GenBank genome assembly